Molecule: messenger RNA, 4767 nt
Organism: Colletotrichum scovillei
Lineage: Eukaryota; Fungi; Ascomycota; Sordariomycetes; Glomerellales; Glomerellaceae
Product: DNA replication factor Dna2
Exons: 5
Coding region: 1-4767 (1588 amino acids)
Biological process (GO): replication fork reversal
Cellular component (GO): cytoplasm
Molecular function (GO): single-stranded DNA helicase activity; 5'-flap endonuclease activity
Source: RefSeq, a predicted model, not a curated record
AUGCCUCUCAAGAAGUCAUACUCGGAACAUGUUGGUCUCCCAUCAAAGAACCGCUCGUGGCAGCGUUCGAAGAGCAAUCCAGUGAAUGCCCAAACAUCUCGACCUUUGGCACCCGUCUCCGACAAAACGAAAAGCAAGCUGAAUCAGUUCCAAUUCCAGACUGGAGUCAAGGCAGAGACUACCGAGCAAGAAAAUGGCACCGCAACGGAAGAUUGGGUUCGCAAAUCCCGAGACGAUAUCGCCAUCACCCCAUCGACGAAGCUGAGCUGGCACGACCUGAUGGCGUCGAACGCUCCCAAGGAAGAGAAAACACAAACGUCUCCGACCGAACGAAUCCUGUGGAACAAUGAGAGGGACAAGAACGACUUGAACUAUGCUGCUGCCCUUUCGCCAAUGAUGCAUAGAAAAGGCCGUAAACGGGCCAGGAGCUCGUCGCCCAUAUCAUCCCCAGCACAAAACGAAAAGCCUACCACGCCUGCUGUCAAUGUGAAGAAGCUCAGUGAGGCACUGAAAUCGCCACAUGCAGACCCGACCUUGGAACUCUGGGACCGAUUCUCCCUUAGCAGCAACGGAAAUGUUACGCCACUCGGUCUUACCAACCCCACGCUCGCCAACCUCAUGUUCUCUUCUUCACCACGGAACGUCAAGACGGCACCUGCACAGGCAGGUGACAGCAGCCUACGAAGGGCAAUCAGUUGCGGCCUCAACUGGCCAAAGAGGAGAAGGGUUGAACGCUCGGAUGCGCCCUCGUUCACUAGUACAUUGACACGGGAGACGACCGAUAGUUCAAAGAACUCACUCGUAACAGCUCUGCUGGACACUGUUACGGGAAGCAUGCAAGAAGAUAGCCCACCAGAGGAUUUCGAUCCGUUCAUCGACCAGGACAUGGAGUCACCGUCUCUUAAGAAGAGAAAGACCAACGCAUCGAGGCCGCCAUCGCUCUCACCGUCGAGGAAAACAACCCGAGCCCCAAACGUACAGCCUACUGGAAAUACUUCCGAUAUCGGUGUCGCUCAGGAUCUAGGGCUUCAACAGCAAACGAAAGCGGCUUCGGCGGAGUCUGACUACGGAGAUGUUGACUUCGACGACUUUGACGAGUUUGAUGAUGACACCUUCCUUGAGCUUGAGGCAAGCAUCAGUCUAUCAAACUCCAAACAAGAAGCGAGGCCAAGCACUCCCACUCCCGCACCUGUUUCUGUGCAACCCACCAAGCAGAGCAGUACUGGCUUGGAGGAUGAGUUCGGUGACUUGGAUGAUGAUAUUUUCGAGGCUGCCGAGGACAUUCUGGAAAGCGCAGUAGCGACAGCAUCCCAAUUGCCAGCAUCUGUAAAAUCACACCUUGGCUCAGCAAGCGUACCUGUCUCUAGACAAGACGACUUGGACGAUGCCUUUGGAGACGACUUUGGAGGAGACUUCGACUUCGAUGCGGCAGAGCUCGCUGCGACUCAAUCGGUCCAGCAGCCACAAGCCUCGCCGGCGGAAGCUACAAACCAAAAGCCCAAAGCUAUCCAGCGAUAUCUGGUGACCAAUGUCCUAGAAAACGAAUACACUGACGAGCGCGGGCUUUCUCGAUUAGAGAAGAUUCUCAUCAUUCAAGCGGAAGGUAGCAAGGCCAUGAAAACGAUCCACCUUCGAGGUGAUUGGUUCGAGACGCCGGCACACGCAAAGGCAUAUGUGCAUGUUAUCGGAACAUUCUCAGCCAGUGGCCAAUGCAUCAUUGAUGAUUCGCACAAUAUCUUGAUCCUACACCCUGAUCAGUUGGUAUCGGCAACCGUCGUGGCUGAUUCAUUCAGCUGCAUGCGCCGAGCAGUACUACAAGACCGCGUCAAAGCGACUAGCGAGGCUACUGCUCCCUUGGUGUACGGAACGAUGUUGCAUGAAAUCUUUCAGGAGGCGCUGAUGGCGAAUCAAUGGGAUCUUCGGUACCUCAGUGGUGUCAUUGACAGAGUCAUGGAGAAGCACAUCGAGGACCUGUAUAAGAUCAAACUCGAUGCUGUUGUCCUCGACCGCAAUGGCAAAAAGGCCAACAUGUGCGUCAGUAAACUGCUCGAUGUCGAGGAACAUGUUUGGUCGCCCAUGUACGGACUGAAGGGCAAUAUCGAUGCUACCGUCCAAGUCACAUUGAAGGACGGCAAGGAUAUCAAAACGCUGACAGUCCCAUUCGAAGUCAAAACGGGCAAACAUGCCAACAGCAAUCACAUGGCGCAGACUGCGCUCUAUAACCUGUUGCUUUCCGAUCGUUACGACUUGAACAUUGUUUAUGGCAUUCUCUACUACAUGGAAACAUCACAAACAAUGCGCAUUCCCACCAUCCGACACGAGCUACGCCAUAUGAUUAUGCAGCGAAAUCAACUAGCUUGUCACAUUCGAGAGCGGAGUGUUCAGCUGCCUCCUAUGAAGAGGAGCAAGAACAUGUGUGGAAAGUGCUAUGCGAAGACGUCUUGCUUCAUUUACCACAAGCUCGCCGACGACGGCGAUGGAGAGACGAGCGGCAUGGACAAGCAAUUCGACGAGGUUGUCAAGCACCUUACUCCAAAGCACCAAAAGUUCUUCCUCAAAUGGGAGAAUUUGUUGACGAAAGAGGAGAAAGAGACACAGAAGUUGAAAAGAGAACUCUGGACGAUGGUUAGCAAGGACCGAGAGAAAGUGGGAAGAUGCCAUUCCGACGUCAUCAUUGAAGAGGGCUCAACGUCUGAGGACUUGGGCACCUCCAAGAUCAACCGGUUCAACUACACGUUCGUGAAGCGAAUUGCGACUCCAGGCCAUUCUUUCCUGGAGUCACAGUUGAAUGUUGGAGAACCUAUAGUUGUUUCCGACGAACAGGGCCACUUUGCUCUCGCCUUGGGCUACGUUACUUCUGUUCGAAAACAGAGAAUCAGCGUAGCAGUUGACCGACGCCUACACAACGCCCGCAUCAAACAGCCUGGCUUUGACGAAAACGACAACCAGGUUUUUGCUAGCAUUAUGGAGGUCGCCCCUGAGGGCUGCACUGCGGAUCAAUCCCAGGGCAAGAUCAAGGAAGCGCCAAUCCGCUAUCGUCUUGAUAAGGACGAGUUCAGCAAUGGCAUGGCCACAGUCCGGAACAACCUUGUACAGACCAUGGCGGAAGGCGUCUUCGGGUCUCGAGAGAUCCGCCGCGCUGUGGUGGAUUUGGUACCCCCGAGGUUCAAAGCAGCACCUACGCAAUACGUUGUGGCCGAUCGGGAAUCUCUGAAUGUCGACCAGCAUCGAGCGAUCGAGAAGGUGAUGAGUGCACAAGACUAUGCGCUAGUUCUUGGCAUGCCUGGCACGGGGAAGACGACCACCAUUGCACACAUCAUUCGGGCCUUGGUCUCUCAGGGCAAAAGCGUCCUUCUUACUUCUUACACACACACUGCUGUCGACAACAUUCUCCUGAAGCUAAAGAACGACCAAACCCCGGUACUCAGACUUGGCGCUCCAGCCAAGGUUCACCCGGAAGUCCAGCAAUUUGCCAUCCUGGCUGGUCAGCCUAUGAACUCUUUUGAGCAGAUCAAGGAGGCGUGGCACGACACGCCCAUCGUUGCCACCACUUGUCUCGGUGUUGGCCAUGCUCUUUUCAACGAACGCACUUUCGACUACUGCAUUGUUGAUGAGGCCUCACAAAUCACGCUGCCUAUUUGCCUUGGACCGAUCAGGAUGGCGAAGACGUUUGUACUUGUUGGUGAUCACAAUCAGCUUCCUCCUCUAGUCCAAAAUGAAGAGGCCCGAGAAGGCGGGCUUGAUGUGAGCUUGUUCAAGCUUCUCUCCGACACCCAUCCGGAUUCGGUGGUCAACUUGGAGCACCAAUACCGUAUGUGCGAGGACAUCAUGACUCUCAGCAACACUUUGAUCUACAAAGGGAGACUGCGAUGUGGUACUGAGGAACUUCGGUUCAAGAAACUUGAUGUGCCCAACAUGGAUGCGCUAAAGAGCCUUCACUACGAUUCGGCAUCGAUGCUCAGACCAGGGACUCCGAAGUCUGUAUGCACUUCCAUCAACCAAAACUGCUGCUGGCUCCGAGACUUGCUGGACAGCGAGGCUCGAGUCAGGUUUGUCAACACUGAUACCAUUCAGCCCCUUACGAGAGAAGAGGCAAAGGGCAAUCGGAUUGUCAACCCGGCUGAAGCACGUAUCGUAGUUCAACUCGUCGAGGGCCUGCUUACAGUAGGUGUACCCGAUGGGGAGAUUGGAGUGAUGACGCACUACCGCUCUCAACUAUCUCUGCUUAAGCAUGGCCUUCGCGGACAUGUGGGCGUGGAAAUGCACACCGCCGAUCGAUUUCAAGGACGAGACAAGGAUGUCGUAAUUCUCUCCUUGGUUCGGAGUAACGAGAGCUGCAGCAUCGGUGAACUCUUGAAGGAUUGGCGACGUAUCAACGUUGCAUUCACUCGCGCCAAAACCAAGCUGCUCGUAGUCGGAAGCAAGAGUACCUUGAAGGGUAGCGGAAAGGACGAGAUGCUCAGCAAGUUCAUCGGCCUCAUGGAAGAGAAGGAUUGGAUAUAUGACCUGCCGCCGGACGCAUUGGAUAGCCACUAUUUUGACGAUACGGCGACGCAGUUAACAGCCAGUGGUGUGUCUCCGAUGAAGGUGAAGAAGAACACCAGUCCGAGAAAGGGCGUCAGUCCAAGAAAGGCCCCAAAGCUAGCUAUGGGGAAAGAAAACCUUGGAACGGGGCCUAAGCGGGCGAGAAUUGGAGAUAAGGUACUUAUGAAGGAUAAAGUCAUUCUCAGGGAUAUACUUAACGAUAUGACGAACGGUGCUUAUUGA